GCGCAGUUGACGUUAAGUUGAGUUCUUUUUAAAUAAUCUUCAGAGAUUGAAGUUCAAAACUUGACACGUAUAUCAACAAGAUGACGAAAGUGACAUACAAGCUACUGAUUAAGACAUCAAAACUGUAUGCAGAAGGUGCAACAGAUUCAAAUGUCUCUGUUCAACUAGUUGGCGAAAAUAAAUCUCAUACAGAUUGGCACACGCUUGACAAAUUUUGGCGAGAUGAUUUUGAACAAGGAAGAACAGAUGAAUUCACGAUAGAAGACAAGGAAGUGGGGAGAGUCUUGUUUGUACGAUUCCAUCUAAAACAUGGUAGCAAAGAAAAGGAUUUGUGGGCAUGUGACAACGUAAUAAUCUAUCAUGGUAACUACGUUGACGAGUUUCCGCUGUACGAUUGGGUUGUUGAUAACUCUGUAAUUGUACGAGGUGAAGGACUGAUUCCUCAAAAAAUAACGUCCGAGGAAUUGCUAAAGACUAUUAAAGAGGAACGAGAAAAUAAUCUACAUAGAUUUGCUUGGAUUGAAAAAGCAAAACCAGGAGACCCCGGGUGGAUGAUGCCUAGAUUUCCACCUGCAAAAGAUUUACUCAAUGUGCCCCAUCAAUUGAAAAUGGCUGACGCAAGAUUUGAACACAUGUCUGAAAUGAGAAACGUAUCGAAGUUUAACGCUCUUGUCGAAAAGUUACAAGGUUAUUUGUUUCCGAUUAAAAAGCUGGAUGAUUACAAGAAUCUCUUCAGUGGAUUCAGAAUUUCUGGAGAUUUGCUCCCGUUCAUUGAAAAAUGGGAAGAAGACGAAGAACAAGGACGACAGAUGUUAAAUGGUGCAAAUCCUUUUGCAGUGAGUCGUUGUACAGGGUUACCAGAAUAUUGUAAAAUUACAAAUACUCAUGUAGAACGGCUUUUAAAUGACGGUAAAACUUUGAAGGACGAAAUUAAAGAAGGACGAAUUUACAUCGCAGACUAUUCGUACAUGACUAAGGGUCUGCCCAGAAACAAGCAAUAUAAUGGAGAUCCUCUCUAUUGUGCGGAUGUUACAGCGUUGUUCUAUUCAUCUGGCGACGGCAAGUUUCGUCCAAUCGCAAUCCAGUUAGAACCAGACAAUGCGGAUUCCAUUUUCACUCCAAAGGAUGAGAGAUAUGACUGGAUGUUGGCUAAAAUGUACUUCCGAUGUGCUGACACUAUUGUGCAUCAGUGGAUAUACCAUUUUUUAUGGGGACAUGCGUUGCCAGAAACAGGCGCUGUUGCAAUGUUCCGAAAUCUAUCACGAACUCAUCCAAUCUACAAGCUUGUUCGUCCUCAUCUUCAGAAUAUUGUUGUGAUUAAUCAAUUCGCAAGAGACAUUCUUAUCUUUGAUAACAGCACUUCAAACUAUACAAGAUCUAUAAAUGGUGCUGCUUUGGCAAGGCAUGUUUUCAAAGAUUUCGACUUUGACAAUCUUGUCCUCCCAAAUUUGCUGAAGAAAAAAGGUCUUGAUGACUACAAUCUUCUGCAGAACUAUCAUUACAGAGAUGAUGCCACCGCGUUGUGGAGCACAAUUGAAAAAUAUCUUUCAAAAGUCAUCAAAAUAUAUUACAAGGCAGAUGAGGACGUGCGUGAUGACGAAUAAAUACAAUCGUGGAUUAAUGAUUUCGCAACUGAAGGAUUAGCAUGGCCAGAUGGAAAUACAAAAGGAUGUCCGACCAGUUUAAAAAACAUUGAUGAAUUGGCAACUCUGCAGCGAGUGCUGGAUUCUCUUCCUGAUAUUACAAUGGCCACGAUUUUGCUUGGAAGUUCCUUCGUUGUGACAGAAUUGCCAGAAGACGAGGUUUAUCUCGGAGAAUUCCCCAUGAAUCUGUUUAUCGAGGAAGAGCCGAAAAAAGUCUUGAAGGAGUUUGCAGAUGAUCUCAAAGUGGUUGGUGAUAAAAUGAAAGAACGAAACAAGAAAUUGGAAUAUCCAUACGAAUAUCUUUUACCAGAAAAAGUCCCUACCGGAACUACAGCCUGAGUAGAACUAUAUAUAAAUGUUCAUUUGGAUGAAACAAGUCUUGUUAUAUAUAAUGCUUAUGGAAAAACUGAGAGUGUUUAUUCUAAACUAAAUUGGCUAAGAGCUUCAAAGUUGAGUUUGAAUCGCAAUAUUUAACUGUAAAUAUAUCAGAAGGUAUAGCAAAAUAUUAAAUUC
This is a messenger RNA of Styela clava, 2156 nucleotides long. Lineage: Eukaryota; Metazoa; Chordata; Ascidiacea; Stolidobranchia; Styelidae. The record is from RefSeq and is a predicted model, not a curated record.